Messenger RNA from Aplysia californica (California sea hare), 3423 nucleotides. RefSeq names its product contactin. Lineage: Eukaryota; Metazoa; Mollusca; Gastropoda; Aplysiida; Aplysiidae. The record is from RefSeq and is a predicted model, not a curated record. Gene Ontology annotation, molecular function: protein binding. Gene Ontology annotation, biological process: cell-cell adhesion.
AUGACGUGGAAGCGACCCGCUGGUGGCCCAAGGAGUGUGGAGAUCCUGGGAGCCCGUGCCAGACGGUCAUGGUACACAAGCGGCAGUCGUGAGACCACAGACCUUGAGAGGUCACAGUUUGUCUGGCACGGAACUGGAGAGACACUACUGACCAGUCUCCAGUACUGGACGCCAGGCAGAGACUACAACGAUUCCUCGGGGGUCAUUGUGUACACCUACAGCGCGGAUCAUGGCUACCGUUGGGAAGUUGAUGAACCAAGCAAUGAGAACGGCUACAUCUGUGAACUGCCGGAGGAGGAGGCAUACAGGAUUCUGCAGGACAACAGGGACUAUGAUUACGGACUCGAAAGGAUAGACCUGAAUCUUCUCGAGAGAGGGCCAUAUUUUGUGUCACAGCCUCAUAGCACCGUCAUUGUAGGGGAUCCCCCCAGCAUAGAAGUGGAAUGUGUGGCUUCGGGAAACCCCGAACCUAUUUAUAGCUGGAUGAAAGGCAAGGACUUUGACGUGAAGUUGACCCCUGAACUCGAUCCAAGGUACACGAUCACGAAUGGGAAGCUAAGAAUUGAGAAUCCGGUGAUACAGAAAGACAGCGGCCUGUAUAGGUGUCGGGUGGAGAACAAGUUUGGGGUCAUCGUGGGUCAUGUGAUAAGACUGACCUUUGGAGACAUCGGUGAGUUCUCGAACGUUCCUGACGCGCCUGUCAACGCCAAGGCCUACGAAGGAGCCGCCAUUGACUGUAGCAAGAUCUCCUACAAGCCGGCCCCCAAAGCGGACUGGGGCCCAGAGAUCCAGGACGAGUUUAUUGCCGUGUUCCCCAAGCCCCCGCUAGCUGGUCAGGACGUGCACUUGGAGUGCUUCGCCUACGGCACGUAAUCAACAAUGUCCUAGUCAUCAAAAAGCUGGACCCAGCCAAGCAUGACGGCAUGUACCAAUGUGAGGCCUCCAACAACCAGGGGACUUCACUCAGCGAGGGACAACUCAGGGUGCUCAAGUUCCCUCCAAAUUUCAACAAGUACCCGAUGAACCGCAACAUCCGAGCCUCAGCCAACGGUAACCUGACGCUCCACUGCAGACCGGAAGGGGCGCCACUUCCUGUCAUUAGGUGGUUCCUGAAUGGAGCAGAACUUCCGGUUUCAUCCAGCAAAGUUAUGCAGAUCUGAAACACGUGGACACUCUCGCAGAGGAGGACACGACCAACUCGGUCAAAGUGAGUGGUCUAAAUCCCGGAUGUGGGUAUCGUUUCCGGGUCAUCUCGGUCAACGCCUACGGUCGUAGUCCGCCCAGUCGGCCUUCCAGAUCCCUGUUGGAAUACCAACUGUCUUUUCCACAGAAAAAGCUGCUGGGUCGUCACGACCACCAUGUGGAACUUGUUGGGGUGGAGAACUACUAUCUGGAGUACGAGUUCAAAGUUCAAGCGUUCAACGACCUGGGCUAUGGGCCUAACUCCACUGUGGUCACUAUCAUGUCUGCUGAGGAUUUGCCUAUCGCCAUUCCGACCAAUGUCUAUGCGGACGGUUAUAACGGCUCGGCCAUGGAGGUCACGUGGACACCUGUACCGCAGACCAGGGAGUACGCCAAGGGAAAGAUUCUCGGCUACCAGGUCUUUGGCUUGUUGUUGUUAUUAUUAUUGUUGUUAGUGUUGUUUUUUGGCGCUCAUAUGACCUUAUGCAGUUGCGAGAUCCGUAAAACCCUCUACUCUAAUAAUAAAGUGUUGUUGUUGUUGUUGCUAGUGGUGGUCGUGGAAGUGGUGGUGAUGGGGGUGUGGUUGUGUAGAUCUAUCAACUACUGGCACGAAGAAGAAGUGGCAACAGACUACAAAGAAUUUAUCCGUCACGAGGGGCAGAUAGACAUGGGCAUCGUUAUCGGUCUAAAGAGCGACAACUUCUACUUCUUUACUAUACAGGUCUACAACUCUGCUGGCCUGGGGCCCAUCUCCGAGUACUUCUUUCAGGAGACAUUACACGCACCCGCAUUCAAAUACCCCGAAGAUGUCCGAGUGUCCUCUGCUGGAGGCCAUGCUGUGGAGGUGUGGUGGAGAGGGGUCCACAUCACACAGCCUGAAGCCAACGUGUACGGAUACGUGAUCUACUACUGGCCUGCCAAUGAACACUACCGCACGGCAUCCCACUUGAUUGUGUACAACCACCUCACCUACCACGCCCAGAUACACGUGGAUCCUGGCGUGGUGUAUGCCCUGAGAGUGUCUGCCUACAGUGUUGGGGGGUACGGAAAGAAGUCUCGCACCACAUAUUUCACCUUGGAGGGAAGAAACGUGCUCGUGGACUACAGACUAGCACAGACCGUGGAAGCUUUCAGAUCAGCGGCAAUUACGUCAUCGAUUUCUGUGUUGUCGUUAAUUGUAUGGCUCACGAUGUCUACUCCUUUUUCCCUCAUCGUCUCGUGACACACGACAUUUUAAAAAUAAAAUUUGACGGACUACCAAGCCUAGGAAAUAACCAAACGUUGGCAGAUAUUUUCUCUCUAAUUCUACCCCUGAAAUCAGGCGACCCUCAUCUCCUUCAACCGCAAAUAUCUCAACAUGAAAUUCUGGAUACAUGGUUUUCUUUUCGUUGAAAGCAAGGCAAGUGAACAAGCUUUAAGUUUAUACCAAUAAAUCCACAUGCCUCUAAAAUUGACGAGCGGCUGUUUCCACUGCGCUGUGACACAGUUGGGUGGAGGUGGAGAAGACCACCCAGAACAGAAACAGGUGGCAAACCCUUCUUGGCGAUCUAUACACAAUGCCGGCGUGAAAGAGGCUGGUGAUGAUCAAUAAUAAUAUUACUAUAAUUGUCAGAAUUGUUGUUGUUGUUGUUGUUGUUGUUGUUGUUGUUGUUGUUGUUGUUGUUGUUGUUGUUGUUGUUGUUGUCUUCGUCGUCGUUGUCGUUGACUAUAUCAUCAUGUUAUUUUGACAUGUACUAUCAUCAUUAUAGCCGUCAUUCUUCUUCUUUUUUUUGUUGUUAGUGUCAAACUUCCUUGUCGUUUCGUUGUUUUUUUUCGAAAGUAUAACGACGAUUAUUUCGUAGUAAAGUGCGCAUGCCUAUUAUAUUCAUGCACUGCACUUUUUGAAAAAUCGAGUCUUUUCCACAAUAUUAUACGUCUUGUAUUUUGAAAAUGUUGAGUUAUUACUUUUAUGACUUACUGUUUUGUAAUGUUUAAAAUAUUAUUACUUUUAAUGCUAAACGUUUACUUGUUACCAUUUUGGUUCUGUAAUUUUUAAAGUGUCAUUUCUUUUAUACAUUUACUUACUUUUUCCACUAUGUUUCUGUAAUGUAUAAACAUUUAUUAGCUUAUUCAGAAAAGAUGUGUGUAGACUAAAUUUGUCUUAUAAACUUUCAUUAAUGCAUGGAGAAAUAUUGUAGCUUAUACGACUUAUAUAUGUACUUUGUUUCGAAUUGCCAAUAAAAAUCAAAUUACAAUAUAGUA